This is a messenger RNA of Ostreococcus tauri, 1005 nucleotides long. Its product is annotated as Oxoglutarate/iron-dependent dioxygenase. The transcript has 2 exons. NCBI's taxonomy places the organism in Eukaryota, Viridiplantae, Chlorophyta, Mamiellophyceae, Mamiellales, Bathycoccaceae. The coding region runs from base 1 to 1005 and encodes 334 amino acids. The record is from RefSeq and is a predicted model, not a curated record. Gene Ontology annotation, molecular function: dioxygenase activity.
AUGACGAUGACGAUGCGUGGAAUCGACGCGACGACGAACGGCGACGACGACGACGUGAACGAGACGGAGGAGGUGCCAACGGUGAGCCUGGAGCUGUACGAAGGAGAUUUCAACGAGUUCGUCGUUCGACUCGGUGAGGCGUACACGAAGUAUGGGUUCGUGAUCUUAGAGAAUCACGGGAUCCCACAGGAGAUGAUCGAGCGAGCGAUGGGGCGAUCGCGCGCGUUCUUUGAGUGUGAUGAGGUGAAGAAGAAGAAGUACACGCUGCGCGGGUUGGGCGGCGCACGCGGAUACACGGCGUUCGGGGUGGAGCAAGCGAAGGGGGCGAGCAAGCCGGACUUGAAGGAAUUUUGGCACCUCGGACGCGACUUGCCGCCCGGGCACAAGUACGAGGCGAGCAUGCCGCCGAACGUGGACGAGGUGGUCGAGGUUGAGGGAUUCAGCGAAGUCAACAAACAAAUCUUCAACGCGCUCGACGCUCUGGGUAAUCGCGUCCUUGAGGCGUUGGCGGUGCACCUGGAGCAGCCGCGCGAUUACUUUUCGGAUAAGACAAACGAAGGCAACAGUAUUCUGCGAAUCAUCCAUUACCCACCGAUUCCACCGGAUGCCGCGGGAAGAGUUCGUGCCGGUGCCCACGAGGACAUUAAUCUCAUCACGCUCUUGCUCGGUGCCGACGAGGGAGGGUUACAAAUCUUGCGCAAGGAUGGGAAAUGGCUUGACGUGAAUCCGCCCCCCGGAUGCGUCACGUGCAACAUCGGCGACAUGCUCCAGCGGUUGUCCAACCACAAGUUGCCGUCGACGACGCACCGCGUUGUGAAUCCACCGGUGGAACGCGCUCACCUUCCGAGAUUUUCGAUGCCAUUCUUCUUGCAUCCAAAUCCAGAUUUUGUCAUCGAAACGCUCGAGUCGUGCAUCUCGGAUGAAAAUCCCAACCGCUACCCGGAGCCCAUUAGCUCCGACGACUACUUGCAGGAGCGCCUGCGCGAGAUUAAGCUGAAAUCUUGA